CAACCGCAGCCCACGCGCCUGCGGAUAUGCAACAAUAUAGUCAACUUUCCCUCUGUUGGCAUAUUAUGUGCACCGGGCGUGACUAACAUGCACAUGUUCAACUGUGCUAAAAAAUGUUACACCCCCCGCCCACUCUUCCCUCUCUCUACCGUCACGUGUCGCACAUCUAGCACUCCGACAACAUGGCCAAGGAUUUAAGCACUUUGGGCUGGGAUUAUCUCAUGUUCGUGUUGUUUAUAGCACUAACAGUCUUUGCUCCGCUCUGGAAGCGCAUAUUUGGCAAAAAGAAGCAACGCAGUAAGGCAGAUUAUGUCUUUGCCACGGGCGGAGUAUCCAUAGUGGCCGUUAUGAUAUCCAUAGCCCGUGGAACACUGGGUGUACGAUCGGUUCUAGGCUAUCCUAGUGAGCUGUUUUAUCGCGGCUCAUCCAUGUGGGAGAUAAUCUAUGGCAUGAUGAGUGCUUAUCCAAUUGUAUGCUUUAUGUUUGUGCCAGUCUAUUUUAAUCUGGGCAUCACCUCUGUCUAUCAGUACAUUGAUCUAAGAUUUAAGAGUCGCUUGGUGCGAUGCCUGGCCUCGGCCACUUAUAUUGUCAGACAAAUCUGCAAUCUGGGCAUUACAGUCUAUACACCGAGUGUGGCAUUAGCCACGGUCAUUGGUAUACCCUAUUGGGUCUCCAUUGUGGGCAUGUCAGCCAUUUGCAUAUUCUUUACGAUUUUGGGAGGUCUGAAAGCGGCCAUCAAUGCGGAUGUGAUUCAAACUGUCACCAUUCUGGUGGUCACAGUGGCCGUUUGUAUUCAAGGAACCAUCUCAAGCGGUGGACCCAAGAAGGUUUAUCAACUGAAUCGGGACAAUGGUCGUUUAAAUUUCUGGAACUUUACCGGCGACAUGACAGUGCGAGUCGAUACACUUUCCGCCUGGUUGGGUCAACUUUUCAUGUCACUCUCACAGAUUGGUUGCCAACAGAACUUUAUGCAGCGCUAUGUCAGUCUUAAGAGCCUCAAAGAAGUGCGAAAUGUGAUGCUUAUGAAUGUGCCAUUGGUAUUUCUAUUCUUCUCACUCUCUUGGCUCUCUGGCAUGGUCAUCUAUUCGGCUUACAUCAAUUGUGAUCCCCUUGCCGAGGGUUAUAUAAAGAAAGCCGAUGAAAUAUUGCCAUUCUUUGUGGAAGAUCAAUUGGGUUUCCUGCCCGGUUUUGUGGGCAUCUUUAUGGCCACCUUGUUUAACUCUGCUUUAUGUAUUAUGGUCUCCAAUCUUAAUUCCCUGGCCACUGUCUGCUGGGAGGAUUUCGUGUCACAGCUACCCAAAUUUAAGGGACUCUCAGAUAAGCAACAAUUGCGCAUUAUCAAAUUGGUUACUUUCAUUUGUGGCCUCAUCAUUAUGUGUGUGGCCUUUGGAGUUGGUUUGCUCUCUGGUGUCAUUGAGUCAUCGCUGCAGGUCUUCUCGGCAACAUCGGGACCUCUCUUGGGCUGCUUCCUGCUGGCCAUGAUGGUGCCUGUGGCUAAUUGGAAGGGCACUUCGGCUGGCAUGAUCAGUGCCUGUGCUUUUGUAGUAUGGAUUAUUGCCGGUGGCAUGACCGUUGACAAAAGCACACUUCAAUUGCCCACCUCAACAGACGGUUGCUCAAAUUACACCUUCUCGGAUAGCAUUGCCAAGCCCAGUUAUACAGAGGAAUCCUGGCUUAUGAGUCACACACCUGUCAAUAAUCAGACCUAUGUGGCACCUACACAACGAACUCCCUUGGAGACAUUUUACUCGAUUAGCUUUAUGUACUAUAGUUUGAUUGGCACAGCUCUAACAGUUAUUAUUGGGACCAUCAUUAGUUUGCUCACCCAACAUCCAGAUGAUGAAUACGAUGCAAAAUUGUUACAUCCUCUGAUUUUCCGCUGUUACGAACGCCUAAGCGGGCCCAAACCCUACUAUGUCAAACAUGAGGAGGAAUCCGGUUUAAAUGGACGCAGUAGCAGUAAUUCUUCGGCCACCACAACGACAUGCAAGGAAGAGAAGAUCAAUCAUGCGUAUGAGUCGACGCCAGAUGAGAAGAAGGUAAAUCCCAUUGCCGUGGUCUUUACCACCGCCGAGGGUGAACGUGCACAAUCCAUUUGUGAUGGCAGCAAAAUUCAACUGGACACUGUACCCGCCGGCGAGACAGGCGUCUAUCGACAGCUUCAGGGACAUAAGUCUGCUCUUUGAGUGAAAUUGAACCUCAUAAAUCGACCCCACCAUCAACACCAGACCGUACUUACCUAGCGUAGUCAAAUAUACUAACUAGUUCGUAGGCUAAGCAUUAGUCUAGACUCUAGACAAAUUUUUUGAGAGAACUUAACCGUAUGAAGUCUACAAGGAUGCUGUGAUUAUUGUACGAGAGAGUUAUAUAUUGUUGAGCAAUAUAUCGAGAAGUCUCUCGUAUAUUAUAAAGAGACGAUUUUUAUUUAUGUGUACUUAUUGUGUGGAUGUCUGUAUGUAUGUUUCUAUGUUUAUAAGCAAAGACAAUAUUUUGUAUUAUCUAUUAAUCUUUUGUGCAAUAAAUAAAGCUCAUGUAUUUCUAUUUAAGGUA
Molecule: messenger RNA, 2550 nt
Organism: Drosophila willistoni
Lineage: Eukaryota; Metazoa; Arthropoda; Insecta; Diptera; Drosophilidae
Product: sodium-coupled monocarboxylate transporter 1
Exons: 10
Coding region: 183-2186 (667 amino acids)
Biological process (GO): transmembrane transport; sodium ion transport
Cellular component (GO): membrane
Molecular function (GO): symporter activity
Source: RefSeq, a predicted model, not a curated record